Salvelinus sp. IW2-2015 is the source of this 6306-nucleotide messenger RNA. Its product is annotated as receptor-interacting serine/threonine-protein kinase 2. The record is from RefSeq and is a predicted model, not a curated record. Gene Ontology annotation, molecular function: ATP binding; protein kinase activity. Gene Ontology annotation, biological process: signal transduction; protein phosphorylation; regulation of apoptotic process. NCBI's taxonomy places the organism in Eukaryota, Metazoa, Chordata, Actinopteri, Salmoniformes, Salmonidae. Gene Ontology annotation, cellular component: cytoplasm.
ACGUAAGCUAGACAUAAAAGCGCACUUCUCUUUCACAAUCGGUCACAAACAACAUUGGAGCAAAAUCCCCUUGUAGAGACCCAUGUCCUUCAAAGUUCAUUGAAAACAAUCACGUCAUGAUACCCAAAUAUCUGGGAAAUUCCCUACUAGAUUGGAAAUUCUACAAUCCGCUUGCUUGAGUUUUCUAUCUUGCUCCAGUGUCCUCUCUCAAAAAGCAAAACCAUCAACUCUUUACAAAUGUAUCACCAAAAUCACCAAAACGUAUUUGUAUACUAGUUUUUUKGGGGGGGAUAAACUAUCAAUGACAAACCAGACAUGGAUGUGUUUGGGUUAAAUGCGGAAGACACAUUUCAGUUGAAUGCAUUCAGUUGUACAACUGACCCUUUCCCUUUUCUUACUGUCAACAAUAUAUUACAUAUAUUUAUUGUAUCUCUGCGGUCACAAAAAAACUACUGUCGCAUGUGGGCGUGUCUAAAUCCCUCCAUGCCAAUUUCCCAGCAAAGGCGUUCAAAGAUACCGCAAAGUAAAAAUAUGGGCAGCAAAACCUAUAUAUUUCAACUUGUCUUUUUCGUGUUUUACUUUMAUUUUUGUCGCGUUAUUAAAUAUGAUGGUAUAUAUUUGCUACUUGACACGUGAAACCAAUUAUAGCAAAGUACUUMAGAUGGUGCCAGAAUGUUGCGGUCCUUUUUGAAGAGUCAAUGAGCUUGUUUUAGUGGUAAGACUGAAGCAACCGACUGCAGAAGAAAGUCCAGAAGGACAGCUGGGGAAAGUGCAUCUGCGCCACCCACGCCUGCAUGGCUUGCCGUUAGGGGUUUUAGGCUGAGUUUCUGUACAGMACUUUGUGACAUAGGCUGAUGUAAGAAGGGCUAUAUAAAUAMAUUUGAUUGAUUAAGUCGGACAAUGAUGUGGCUGGGCUCAGUGCARCAUGGCAGUGUUGCCAUUGUUUUAUAAAGUAUUUCUUUGUAAUUUCGAAAUAAACAUAUCUCAAACCUCCAUAUUAAACACUCACAAACUGUAAAUAUGUGUGUACAUUGUACUUUUAAUUGUUGCGAGAGAGCCUCAAAUAUCACAUUCAAUUGUACAUAUCCACAUGAAUGCGGGUCACAUCUUCGGUCAAGUUCGCGUGGGUCAAACAAAACUGAACAUUGCWGUCGAAACUUCAUGACCUUUGAUCACAUGGUUGUUGUGAAGUUCAUGCAGUCGACGUGAGGAGCAAAUCGGACCGUUUUUAUCCCCAUAAUGUAUCGCACUUUGAAAUGCGACUUGACAAAAGUGGUCCCCUCGAACGAGCCCAAUCACAACGCCAUAACGUUCGGAUCCUGAAUGUAACUCAAAAGAAACCCGGAAGGGUCUUGUCAUCCUAUGCCUUCACAAAAUUACAACAACGGACACAGAAACCACCGCUUUCGUAGCUACCUAAACGUAAAAUGUAAACAUUGCUGUCCUUAUUUUAAAUCAGUCAGUUAUAUUGUAGCACGCUACUAGCUAACUAAUGACGGACAGGGUCAAGAAUAUGCCCCAAUGCGGUGUCGGUAUAAAUCAGUCACCGGUUGUUUUGGCGUGGAGUGGUUGUUCGUCCCUAACGUUACUCGCUAGAGAGUUGGACACAUUGAUAGAAAUGGACAGUCUAACAUUUUUUUGUUAGCAAAAAUUCAAGUCACAGUUUUUUUUUUCGACGUCCAGUUGCAAUCAUUAACACUGGCAGCGCGAGCACAUUAUAUCAAACCUGCAGGUCAAACGUCAUUACGUGAGCUAGCUAGCUUUUAAUGGAACAUUUAUGAAUCURUACUCGGCUCUGUCAAGCCACCAGGGUCUUUUCGUUGCGUCGGGAACAGGAACUCUCAAUUCCGCUUUCUCUUUUAGGCAGAGGAGGACAAGCUAUUUUCAAGAGGUCCUUAUUGUAGGUUCACAAUAAUUAUGGAGCAGCAGCACACGGGCUGUGUGAACCUUUGUAGUCUCACGAGCACUCUACCGGUGAUCCCCUAUCAAAAAUUGACGGACUUGCAUUACCUGAGUAAAGGUGGGUUCGGAACCGUAUUCAAGGCACAGCAUUGCGAUUGGCGGACCACCGUUGCCAUCAAGUGUCUGAAAUUGGAUUCUCCUGUUGGCGAAAGGGAGAGGAAUUGCCUGCUGAAGGAGGCGGAGGUGCUUCACAAGGCCAGGUUCAACUACAUCAUCCAAAUCUUUGGCGUGUGCAACGAGCCCGAGUUCUUCUGCAUCGUCACUGAGUACAUGAGCAAUGGCUCUCUGGAUCAGCUGCUUCACGAGAAGACAGUGUACCCCCUGCUGGCCUGGUCGUUGAGGCUGCGUGUCCUGUACGAGAUAGCUCUAGGGGUUAACUUCCUACACAAYAUGACCCCACCCCUCCUGCACCACGACCUCAAGACGCAGAACAUUCUGCUCGACGGAGAGUUUCAUGUCAAGAUAGCAGAUUUUGGCCUGUCUAAGUGGCGUCAGCUGUCCAUCAGUAAAGGGUCAGGAUCCAAGCCACCUGAGAUGGGGGGCACCGUCAUCUACAUGCCACCCGAGGCUUAUGAACCCUCCAAGAGCCGCAGGGCAGACGCYAAACACGACAUGUACAGUUAUGCUAUCAUUAUGUGGGAGGUGCUGGCCAGGAGGAUACCAUUUGAAGAGGCGACCAACCCCAUGCAGAUCAUGUUCAGCGUGCUGCGGGGKGCACGUCCGGAAACAGGCCUGGACUGUCUGCCAGGGGACAUCCCCAGCAGGGAGACACUCAUCAACCUCAUGACUUUCGGCUGGACCGCUAACCCAGACGAACGGCAAUCCUUCCUCCAGUGUGUGAUGGAGCUGGAGCCAAUGCUGAGGAGGUUCGAUGAAAUCAACGUCCUGGAGGCCGUGCUGGAGGUCAAGAAGUCAAAGCUGAUGAGGCGGGCCAGUUGUUACUCUGCCACACCCGUGGUGUGUGAGAGGGGGAGAGACGAGGAGAAGUCUCUGAACAUUCUGAAGAACAACCCCAGUCCCUGGCCAGGAAGCUCCACCUCUGGCUCUGGGUCUUGCUCCUCCCAGGACACGGACWUCUCCCAACCAAGYUCCCUCACUAGCACCAAUGCUCCGCCUUCUAAAGAAGUGUCCCCCUCGAUGUUCAUGCCCCACACCCUGGAGCCUCCGCAGCCCCUCAGAGAGCAGAGCCCGGGGGACAACAACCUCAACAACUACCCCCAGAGCGCCAGGCCCCUGGAUGAGCUCAACAUUCCCCUCAAACCAGAUCUGCCUGAAACGGAGUGUGUGACGUACCUGGACAACCUCACCCUGAAGCCACAGCCAUACCAACCCCAGCCAGACUUCAACCCACCUUCGGACCCCCCCGACCUCACGCUGGGCCCUGUGGCGCGCUGGAUCGCAGCACGGCGCGAGGAUAUCGUUUCCCAGAUGACGGAGGCCUGUCUGAACCAGAGCCUGGAUGCCCUGCUGGCGCGCUCUCUCCUGAUGCUYGAGGACUACGAGCUGGUGGUGAACCGGGCCACGCGUACCGCCAAGGUCCGCCAGCUCCUUGACACCUGCCACCGCCACAGCGAGGACUUCUGCCGCGUGGUGGUCCGCAAGCUCCAGGACAACAAGCAAAUGGGCCUGCAGCCGUACCCCCCAGAGCUCAGCUCCCCUGUCGCCGUGCCAAGCCCCAGCGCACCCCCACUCUCUGUGUCCUACAACAACCCUAGGAAAUACUAGAACAGAACUAGACCAGAGACUAAACUGUUCCAAGACUUUUAGCUCAUUGAGCUAGGUAGUGGAAGAAGCCUCUACGGUCUGUUAGUCCUGGGUUAUAUUCAUUAGGCACCAAAUGGAAGAAAACUGACUGAAACAGGGAGGGACUACCUAAACUUGUCCAAUAAGACACUUGUUUUCCAUUKCACAUUGUUUUGCUACGGUGUGCACUAGUGAAUACGACCCUGGGUUUUGACUGUGAACUUUGAAUUUAGUGUGGUAGGGUCAAGCCCAGCUGUCGUUUCAUAUUGCKCAUCAUGGUACCUACUUUCCUGCCCACUCACACAGGACAUUACUCUGUUGCUACUGUUCAUUGAACUGAAGGUUCCUAGAAGUUGAGCUUAAGGACUUGAAGGUAAAGAUGCCUUUUUGGAAAAACAACCAGUAUUCACUAAGUUUCACCUGUUUUCUGAAAGCAGAGAACUGGUUGGGAUUAGCAAUCAUAAUCAAAAACCUGUUAGAAUUUAAUCCAKGCUUUGAAGAAUUAUAUUAUGGAUUUUAUGUAAUUUGUCAGGUAAAUCAUCUGGUUCUCUUGAAGCAUUCCCUAUAUUCUGAGUGAUUGGGGUACGGGCCUGAGUUCUGCUUCUAUGCAUCUUUCUGUUAUUGUUGUCCCCCCCUUUGCACUGAAUGGUGUUAUCCAGAGAAAUACUGUAUAUCCAGAGAGACCGUAUAACAUCAUACUGAUCUAAGGCUCUGAUUUCACUCUUUAUUGAGUGGACAUUCUAGAACAGGGGUAUUGAGCUCUCACACUACGAGGUCCGGAGCCUGCUGGUUUUCUGUUAUACCUGAUAAUUCAUUUCACCCACCUGGUGUUCCAGGUCUAAAUCAGUCCCUGAUUUAAGGGGGAACAAUGAARAAAAGAUAGUGGGACUGGCUUCGAGGUCCAAAGUUGAGUUUGAAGGGUCUAGACUCUACGGGUCUGGAUGGGACCCAAUUACUGUGACUGAAAUUCUGUAGUUGACCCUCCGAUCCGGGUCUAUGUAACUACAGCUGAUAGACCAGAGUGGACAUGAAUGGAUCUGACCACGUCUCUGCAUUACCUAAAAUGUUUUAUUUUACGCUAAUAAGGUGAAUCUAUUGACUUAUGGAGAGCCAACAUAUAAAGACCUAUUUAUUAGCCAGAAGAUAAACUUGGCUGAUUUAACAUACAUUUGUCACUCUGGUACAAUCAGAUCUGGUCUAGACCCUGACCCUUUAAGGUAUGGGUCCGGUCUACGUUUGGUUGUUCUCGGGUCUGUUUGGGUCCAGAUGCCCCUUUAAAAAAUAUAUAAUAUCCAGGUCUGAUAAGGUACUCGACUGGACUUCUGCAAUUUUGAAGUUACUGUAGCUUUGUAUUUUACUUUUUUUUUUUUUUUUUUAACCACUGCCUUUUCAAGACAGAUUUUAUUUAUCUUAUAAAGGAGCUUGCGUUGACAUAGGAUAGGCCAAGUCAGUGGAUUUAGGUUUGGUGUGUAGAUGUAGCUACUGUAGAGUUAAUCCUUGGUCUUCAUCUUAACACAUUUACAUAUGGUGACAGACACAAUAACACUGUAGCCAGAAAGCGGAAAAUAAGGUAAUGUAGCUAAUGUAGAUCAGAGUGUACCAGGAUCUGUCUGUAGCUAUUUUGGUACUCUCCUUGGACUCAAUGGUCUCCGUUAUGGGUGGUUUUUGUAGACAUGUUUUUUGCGAUAGAGGUCRUGGCCCAUACUUGUUACAGAAUCUCUGUUUGAUCUACAUGUUUUGGUACAAGACCAGUGAAGGGAUAGAGCAGGUUUUAGUCAUUGAGCCAAGUGCUAAAUAUAGAAACAUGUCCCUCAGCAGCUUAGAGCUGUGGUUGGUUAUCCUGCACUUUGACAAAAACAUUCAGCCUCAGAUUGUGGCACUCUGGGUGUGUGAUGCUAAAGUAGAGUCAUUCAGAGCUGAAGUUUCCAUCAUCCAGUGCUUUAAGCCAGGGGAGGGGGAUCCCUACAGUAGAWACCAGUCACAGAGGAAGCAGCCAGGGACUCUCACUGAAGAGACUGGUUUAUGUCUGUCUAAAGUGGGUCAAAGCAAACUCUUUUACGUAGAACACUUAAUCACUUCAUGAAUUGCAUGGACUUCGUAUUUCAUUCAGUGAUCUAUCCUCAGUUUUGUCAGCACAUGACAGGUCUCGAGUAGCAAAGGGCACUUCCUGGGACACAUGACUGGAAAUUGAAUCAUACUAUAGCUUUUAUACAAACUUAAUCUAUAUACCAUAAAGUAAUUACACUUAAGUCACAGUCAAAUGUAACUAUCUGCUCUAGGUUGGUGGUCAUUCUCAGCCUUGAGGCUGUAGUUGGAGCAAGCAUAGGGGCCAACUAAAUCUAAGCGCUAUAACUAGCUAGCUACAAUGUCCCCUCAAUCUGAGCGCUAGCUAGCUACAAUGUACCCUCAAUCUGAGCGUUAUAGCUAGCUGUCAACAAUGCACACUACCGCCUGUAGAAGCCUCAGCAGGGACCCUGUGUUACGACUGUUUCUCACCUUGGAGCUCUUCUCUGCUAAUACAUAUCCAGAAAUGACUAAGUGCCAAAAUACACUGUAGUUAAGCAAUUUCCUGAUAAAACAACUUUUCCCGUGGUUACCUCA